AUGCCUUCCCAGCCCUCGUCGCAAAAGCGGCUGAAAAGCAGCCAAAGCAGCCGCAGCAACCAAAGCCUGCCGCCGGCAGAGUCGCGAGCGCAGACGCCCGCAAGCCUCUUGGCAUCCAAGAGGACGUCGCUCUCCGACACCGAAAAUGACAUACUGGGCCCUGGGCGGGUCAAGUCUCCCUUGGCAGAUCUGCGUCCUGUGGUUGUGGCACCGUCGUUGCCACCGAUGGUUCCGCACGCUUGGGCGGGCGAUCCUGACGACCCGCAGUUCAAGGCGCCGAGCUUCGAAACGAUUGGCAAGCCGAUUCGCUUGAAGUUCUGCAAGGAGUGGUACGACAGUCUCUUCGGAGUUGCGGCCAAGAGCAUCCCAGACAUCCUGGAUGCAAGCAACUGGCUUCCUGCCGAUGCACCAGUUCGACUCAAAUUGCCCAGCAAGCUGAAGGAAAAGCUGGGCAUACAGGAACCAGAGGUCCUUGCUUCGACGCCAGCUUCCCGGCCGUCGACGGGCACAUCGACGGAAAGUCACCGGAAAGGUCGUUCAAAGCGCAGGCCGAGCGGAUGGCAGGCGCAGGCGGUCCCCGAAGCCCUCAAGGAUGAGCGCCAUUGGGCCGCGAUCCGCCUCCAGUGUAAAGUGCGCGGAUGGGCUGCCUUUCGGACUUCUGCUUGGCUUCGAAGGCGCCGUCAGGCCCAGAUUCGCAUCGCGAGCUAUUUCAGAGGGCACUUGACGAGGACCGCGCGCGCGGACUUGGUGCCAAAGCUCAAGCCCCAGAAGGAGCCCCUGCCGCCGGAGCUGGCAAAGCGGCUGGCGAGGCUCGACCCGUGGAGCGAGGAGCUCAACUUCCGCCAUGCCUGCCUGGGACAAACCGGCACCGUGCAUCUUGCGCCAUUCAUCAAAUGCCUGCAGUCCUUGCAAAUUCUGGAGCUUUGCGGUAACUACAUCGGCUCGAAAGGCAUCGCGCCCUUGAUCAAGAUGCUGGAGACGCAAUGGGACCUGAAGUACCUGGGACUCGCAUGGAACGGCCUGGGUGAUGAGUCCUGUGGUCAUCUUGCCUCAGCCUCGGCUCGUUUUCCUCCCACUUCAAGGUCAGAGUCAGAGUACAAUUGCAGAUGGAGGGCUUCCGCUGACAUGAUACGGUGGUCACAGGAAGUGCAAGAGAGAGCAAGAGGGUCGGAUAUGGGCAGCUACAUGCACUACAACUCUCUUUAG
Symbiodinium sp. CCMP2592 is the source of this 1206-nucleotide messenger RNA. Lineage: Eukaryota; Dinophyceae; Suessiales; Symbiodiniaceae. The record is from the annotation of a GenBank genome assembly.